This is a messenger RNA of Bradysia coprophila, 1986 nucleotides long. Its product is annotated as dnaJ homolog subfamily C member 11. NCBI's taxonomy places the organism in Eukaryota, Metazoa, Arthropoda, Insecta, Diptera, Sciaridae. Gene Ontology annotation, biological process: cristae formation. The record is from RefSeq and is a predicted model, not a curated record.
CUUAUCAGCUGUUCUGUCAAAAUAUUGUGAUAAAAAGUUCAGUGCAAAUAAAAAUAUUUUUCCAUUCAGCAUGGAUAGCGAUGAAUUUGAAGACGGUUUUGGUUUAAACAGUACCGAGGAUAAUUAUUACGCUAUUUUGAAUGUCAACAAAGAUGCUACCAUAGAGGAAAUAAAUGCAGCCUAUCGGAAAUUCAGCCGUAUGUACCAUCCCGAUAAGCAUACCAAUUUAGAAUUCAAACAAAAGGCGGAACUGUUAUUCAAUCGAGUCAAAAAAGCCUAUGAGGUUCUAUCCGAUGCACAUAAGCGAGCCAUCUACGAUGCUCUGGGUGUUAAAGGAUUAGAGACGGAAGGAUGGGAAAUCGUUCAUCGGACAAAGACACCGAACGAAAUAAAAGAGGAGUACGAACGGUUGGCUCGGGAACGGGAAGAGCGACGGCUACAGCAACGAACCAAUCCACGAGGAAAUAUCACAAUAAAUGUCAAUGCAACCGAAAUUUUCGAUUCUUACCAAGAUGAGUUUGACGACGAUGGUCCCAUCCCAUUUCCCAGUAUCGAAGUAUCGGGAAUGUCCAUAUCGCAGUCAAUCGAUGCACCGAUUACAACACGAGACACGGUUACCAUGUCCGGUAAUUUGUCAUCGCAAAAUGGAAAUGGUGCCGGAAGUUUCGUUAUAUCUGGACGUCGAUUGAUAAACAAGGGUUGGUUGGCUAUGGAUAUUGGUGCAGGCAAUGGACCAUCCGUGGGGAUCAAAGGUUCGCGCACAUUAACGGAACGAAUUUUUUGCAACGGCGGGACAACACUCAAUUUCAGACACAAUGGCAUUAUACCCGGACUGGUUGGAACUCUAGGCGUUCAGCUUGAUAAGCAUACGGUGGGAUAUUUGACCUAUACAACUGGAAUGCAGAGUUCAAUGUCCACAGUGCUCGAAUACAACACCGAGAAACAACACUUCGUUUUGACCUGCACUAUUGGCGUACCUCAUUGUUUUGUGUCGGCUAGUUAUAUGAGAAGACUGAAAGAACAGGAGCUGAAAGUGAAAGUGUCCGGAAAGUACGGCACAUUUGGAUUCAUUGCCGAAUAUGGAGCAGAAAAGAAAAUUUCUAAGUACAGUUCGGUGCACGCCUCUGUAUCGGUAGGCGUACCAACUGGUGUAAUUCUCAAAAUAAAAAUAAUUCGUGCAACGCAAUCGUUCAUAUUCCCAAUUCAGUUGAGUGAAGAAAUUGUGCCAGCCGCCGUUUUCUACGCUUCCGUAACACCGCUGCUCGUCUGGCUUUUGGUCAGAAAAAGUAUUAUCGAGCCGAUGAACGAAAGUGAAAAGCAGAAAAUUAUCGACAAAGCGAAAGAGACUAACAAACAAAGAAUGGCGGAAAAGAAGAAGGAAGCAGAAGCUGCCGUUGAAUUGAUGGCUGCAUUGUACGAACGUAUUUCCACUGAUGAGACGAAGAAAAAGGGACUGGUCAUUACGGCAGCAUUGUAUGGGAAAUUUUCGGAUGAGGAAGUUGAUGAAGAUACAAAUUUGGAUAGCCAGGCGACUAGCUUAACUAUUGAUGUUACAAUACCACUGCAGUGUUUAAUUCGUGAUAGUAAAUUAAAGCUGCAGAAAUCUAGUAAGUCAGAACUUAUCGGAUUCUACGAUCCAUGCGUAGGCGAAGAUAAACAACUGAAAGUCGAUUAUUUCUUCAACGAAAUUAGUUACAGCGUAACAAUUUCCGAUCGAGACGAACUACAACUGCCACAGCCCAAAGGAGAACCGCAGACCUAAUAUUACUGUUCCGGAUGUAUAGAGUUCGCGCGCAGCGAAAGUGUCGUUCAGUGUUCCGUGCUGGAAAAUUUGAAAUUUUCAGUUGUUGAUAGUUUUGUUUUACUUGAUUUACUUGAUUGUUAAAACGCGAGAAACCUAAAAUUUGAUGUAGUUACAUGCAGUGACGAUGGUAGUAGAAAUGAUAAAAUAAACAUUUGGAAACAGACCCAAACUGGAAAAGCUUA